Xenopus tropicalis (tropical clawed frog) is the source of this 1755-nucleotide messenger RNA. RefSeq names its product ECRG4 augurin precursor (gene ecrg4). The record is from RefSeq and is marked validated. Lineage: Eukaryota; Metazoa; Chordata; Amphibia; Anura; Pipidae. Gene Ontology annotation, cellular component: apical plasma membrane; extracellular region; cytoplasm.
UGGGUCCUUGUCUACACGGUGCUACGUCCUGAAGCGCUGCUUAUAUAAGGGUCACCUUGUCGGGCAGAGGAGCAAAAGAAACCUUUGUAUUGACAAGCACUGGGGAAGCAAGUUCUUAUUUCUAAGAUACUCUCUUGGAAGGAUAAGGGGAAAGAAAAUGGCUCUGCGCGGUGACAAAGGCAGUCAUGUGCCAUCGUUCUCUCUCAGACGUUGUGGCCUCACUAUGAUGGUUCUGCUUUUCCUUCUUGUCAUAUUCUUAUGUCCAGGCAGUACAAAUGGAAACAAACUUCGGCUGAUGCUACAGAAGAGAGAAGCCGGGGAGCCAUCCAAAACCAUUGUGUCCGUGAAAGAAAACAAAGCUAAUGAGUUCUUGAAUUCUCUAAAGCGGCCAAAGCGCCAACUUUGGGAUAGGACUCGACCUGAAGUGCAGCAGUGGUACCAACAAUUCCUCUACAUGGGUUUUGAUGAACAAAAAUAUGAAGAUGAUUUGUCUUACUGGAUGAGUCAAGGACGUGGAGGCAGUGAAUACUAUGGAGGUUUCCAUCAGCAUCACUAUGAUGAAGAUGCUCCUAUUGGCCCACGUAACCCAUAUACCUUCAGGCAUGGAGCUGGAGUCAACUAUGAUGAUUAUUAGAUUCAGACUUGAUAAUUUUUUUCCUCCCAACUAUGGCUUUGUGACAAAAAAAAAAAUUACAUUGUGCAUUGCAUUAUAAAAUGUACCAUACUGCCAUCUUACAGGGAUAAUAAAGAAAAAAAAAACCUUGAUUAUGAAAAAAAUGGGCAACUACCAAGAACAACAUGUUAUACCUGCUUCCCAAAUGUAAUAUAUGUCCUUAAAUCAAAAUGGUUCAUAACUUAAAAAAAACAAACCAUUAUAGAUCUGGUUUUAGGGUAUGGUUAAGAUAGCAAUUGACAGGGAUGCCGGCCUCCUAGAAAACCCUAUUGAGCAUAAAACACCACCAUGGACAAAAGUCUGUACCCAGUUUUGUACCAAAUGCACAUUUAUUGUUAUAAGAUGGACUGGAGCAUUGUCCAUACCCUGGUGAAACGCACAGUAGUCCACUGUAGGGUAGAUACUGAGGGCUCCUUGAAACAGAAUGGCGGCUAUUACAGUUUGAUAAGUAACACCUACUGAUUCCUCACUGUCUAACCUAAAGCUCCUCCAAAGGUCAGAACUGGUAUGUGGAUCCCACAUUAUGUUUUUCUGCAGGUGACAAAAAUACUCAUACCAUGGAAAGCCACCCUGCGUAAUUUGAAGUUGAGCAGUAAUCCAUGGCAACCACUUAAAAUUUUGCUUUAAUUGAAGGCUCUACCUGAGUCUAAAAAUAAUGUCAUCACUGUUUGGAGUUGAAAUAAUCAGAAAAUGGUAGCCUACUGACCUUGCCUUCUUGGUGCAUUCUUUUAAUAUCUAACAAUACACUGCAGCUACAUUUUCUAUAUGCCAUUAUUUAAAGGACACAUUCAGUAUAUCAGCUCAAGCAUUUGCAGGAAGAUUACACAUCCAGUAACGCAGCACAAAGUCUUCAGUUUUCCCCCGCUGUCCUUGUGUAAAUGAAGAGCAAAGCCAAAUGAUCUUUAAGGUUGUUCAGUGCCCAUAGAAACCAUUUGCUGAUGUCACAAGGAACAUUGUACAAAAUAAUUCUUUGUAUCUUAAAUUUUACUUGACGGAAGGUGAGAGCGAAAAUCAAUUGCUAGAAAAAUGAGCGGGUCAGAUCACAUUUCAGUAUUUUAUUAAAAUAGCAUAUUCAACCACCA